GGUCAGCCACUAGGACCGGCCGGCCUGUCAUGGAAAGUAGGUCAUUGUAGUCCCCCCUCCGCUGAAGCCACGUGCCUCUUUUUUGCCCAAGACCGCUACAAAACGAGAUUUUAUUCUGCAACAAAGUAGUCGAGCGUACUCUCAGCAAAGUGCCUUAAUACGUGUACAUAGUGCACCUGUCUGCCCAGUGAGUUGGCGCGAAAGUUUGAGGGGAGAAUCUUUGUUGAUAGCUCGAGUGUUUGUGCUGCCAUUUUUCUCGGUCUGCCGCGCCGGGGAGACAACGGACAGAAACUUCAAGUCGUCAGGUCAAGGUCUGGCUGGGUAAAGGGGGACUCCGGACCGGCUUCAGGUUUCUGUGUUGGGACAAACCAGACCGUAAUCCCUGCCAACAACUUUAGAAGAUUUGUGGUUGUAAAUUUUGUUUGAAAUUCUUGGAACUAGUGACGUUUAUGCUGUACUGAGGCGAUGGGGGACGACAUCUGGGUGAAGCGGGCGAGCUGGCGCGGCCCGGCGGCCGACUCCCACGGGGACGGCUACGGGCCCCUCCCGGACAAGGCGAACGGGAGUAACGGUACCGCCAACGGGACCGUCAAGGAGGCCGGUUCGGAAGACUCCGUGAACUUAAAAAAGAAGAUCACCCUCGUCAACGGGAUUUGCUUGAUCGUGGGGAACAUCAUCGGGUCCGGAAUCUUCGUGUCUCCGAAGGGGGUGCUCGUCGAGGUCGGGUCGGUGGGACUGUCGCUGGUGAUCUGGGCGGCGUGCGGCGCCUUCUCGGUGGUCGGCGCGCUGUGUUACGCCGAGCUCGGGACCUCCAUUCCCAAGUCUGGGGCCAGUUAUGCCUACAUCUUGGAGGCCUUUGGUCCUCUGCUGGCCUUCCUGCGACUGUGGGUGUCCGUACUGAUCAUAGAGCCCACCUCACAGGCAGUUAUCGCACUAACUUUUGCCCAGUACCUGAUCCAGCCUUUCUUCCCAACAUGUGAGGCACCAAACGCAGCGGUCAGGCUGCUGGCUACAGCGUGUGUAGCUAUCAUCACGUUUGUGAACUGUGCGUACGUUCGAUGGGGGACCAGAGUACAGGACCUGUUCACCUAUGCCAAGCUAGUAGCCCUGGUGGUCAUCAUCAUCACUGGUCUUGUGCACAUGGGAUAUGGUGAAGUUGCACCAUUCCAGAAUUCGUUUGAGGGCACGACAGCCAACGUUGGUGGGAUUGCUCUGGCGCUCUACUCAGGCCUUUUCGCAUAUGCAGGAUGGGACACGUUGAACUAUGCAACAGAAGAGCUGCGGGACCCUUACAGAAACCUACCUCGUGCCAUCUGGAUCUCCCUGCCCAUUGUGUCCAUCAUCUACAUCCUCACCAACAUCUCCUACUACACCAUCCUGUCUACAACAGAAGUGCUGACCUCAGAUGCUGUAGCUGUGUCCUUUGCAAACAGGUCCCUUGGUGUGAUGGCUUGGUGCAUCCCCAUUGCUGUAGCCAUGUCGACAUUUGGAGGCCUGAAUGCAUCCAUCUUUGCUGCAGCCAGGUUAUUUUUCGUGGGUGCUCGUGAGGGACAUCUACCAGACUUGCUGGCCAUGGUGCACAUCACUAGAUACACACCAGUCCCAGCUGUGUUGUUUAACGGUUUUAUGGCGAUCUGUUACCUGACCACAGACGACGUGUUCACCCUGAUUAACUACUACAGCUUCAUGUACUGGCUGACAGUGGGCCUGUCUGUAGCAGCUCUGUUGUGGCUGAGGUAUAAGAGACCGGACAUGCACAGACCCAUCAAGGUGAACCUGUUCUUCCCCAUAUCGUUCCUGAUUGCCUGUGUGUUCCUGGUGGUUGUUCCCUUCUACUCCGACACUGUCAACUCCCUGAUAGGAACUGCCAUUGCUGCCACAGGCCUUCCUGUGUACUAUGUCGGUGUCUACAUGAAGAAGAAGCCGGUUUGGCUGACAAACUUUGUUGAUACUGCGACCAGAGCGUGUCAGAAGGUGAUGAUGUCCAUCCUGCCUGAUGUUGAUGUCCAGCAGAAGAUGAUAGAGGAGGCUGGGUAGUAAGGACAGUCUCAAGAUGUCUUGGAAUGUCAAGAAUGUUCUUCAAGACUGCUACAUGUGUGUUAUAUGGGGAUUUAAUCUGUUAGCCAGGGAACUGCUUGUUGAGUUUACUUUACUGAAUAGCACUGUCAAAAAUAGUAAUCUAUGUUGGAACAACCACUUUCUUUUAUUUAUGUACAGUUAAUAUACUCUCCAAUCAGAGGUUUGGGCUUUGGGUUAUUUUGGCAUAUUUUGUAGUAC
Molecule: messenger RNA, 2277 nt
Organism: Branchiostoma belcheri (Belcher's lancelet)
Lineage: Eukaryota; Metazoa; Chordata; Leptocardii; Amphioxiformes; Branchiostomatidae
Product: Y+L amino acid transporter 2-like
Exons: 11
Coding region: 466-2037 (523 amino acids)
Biological process (GO): amino acid transmembrane transport
Cellular component (GO): membrane
Molecular function (GO): L-amino acid transmembrane transporter activity
Source: RefSeq, a predicted model, not a curated record